Meloidogyne enterolobii is the source of this 2554-nucleotide messenger RNA. Lineage: Eukaryota; Metazoa; Nematoda; Chromadorea; Rhabditida; Meloidogynidae. The record is from the annotation of a GenBank genome assembly.
AUGGGAGAGUCAACUCAACACAUUAUUAUUAAACUAACAAGACCGCAGCUUCUGCUACUAUUAUUAUUAUCAUGUAUUUUAAUUAUUUCAAAUUCACAAGCAUUAGAACAUCCAAAAAGGCUAAUAUUAAACAACAACGACAAUGAAACACCUAAAAUCAUUUCAAAACAUUCUGAUGAUAAUUCUGAAAAUUCUUCUGAUGAUUCUGAAAUAUUAAAGAAAAACAAAUCCACAAUAAUACUUCCAAGGCCGCCUUUUGAAGAGAUAGAAUUUUCCCUUAAAAAUGUUUCUAACGACUUGAAUACUAAAGACAAUUUAAAUUCAACUGGCUCUGUAAUAAAUUCUGAAGACGAAAAAGAAGUGGCGACAAAUGGAAUAAUAAGUUGCGAUUUAGGAGAUGAUACUAUACUAGAGGCAAAGGAAAGUAUUGCUGUAUGCAGUGCAAAUUCUGAGAAUUGGCAUAUUUAUUGUGCUGGAAAGCUACUUGAGGCCGUAAACUAUCAUCAAUUAUUGGAAGAAAAUGAUUCAAAAGAAUUUGUAGAUCGUCCAUUAAAGAAAAAUGCAAGUAUUGUAAUAGAAGAAUUUGAUAAAUUAUUUGGCGAAAAUGUCUCAGUUCACGAUAUUCCAAAACAAAAUUUGAGCAAAUUUUUGGAAGAAAAUUUUGACCAUGCAGGAGGAGAAUUGAAAGAAUGUACACCCGAAGAUUGGACACCAGUUCCAGCUGAGUUGGAAAGAAUUAAAGAUGACACUUUAAGAAGUUGGGCAAUGGAAUUAAAUACGAUAUGGAAAGAUUUGUGUAGAGUUAUACCUGAAGAAAUUAAAGAUACGAGAGACAGACAUUCAUUAAUUUAUGUCAAAAAUCCAUUUAUAAUUCCUGGUGGACGAUUUAGAGAAUUUUACUAUUGGGAUGCUUAUUGGAUUAUUAAAGGAUUAAUUGUGUCAGGAAUGACAACAUCUGUGAGACUGAUGAUCGAAAAUUUUUUGGAUAUUGUGGAUAAAUUUGGUUUUGUUCCGAAUGGAGGAAGGAUUUAUUACGCAAAGCGAUCACAACCCCCGUUCCUUACAAUGAUGGUAUAUGAAUAUUUUGAGGCAACCCAUGACUAUGAUUUUAUUAAGAAAGCAUUGCCUAUUCUAGAGAAGUUUUGGACAAAUGAACGAGGUAUCGAAGUCCCUAUAGGUGACAAGACUUAUAGAAUGUUCCAAUACAGAGUUGGAUGUAACGUUCCAAGACCAGAAUCAUUUUGUGAAGACGUCAGACUUGUAAAACAAAAAACCAAAGUUGAAGAUAAACGUCAAAUAUGGAGAGAUUUAUCUAGUGCCGCAGAAUCGGGCUGGGAUUUUAGCAGCAGAUGGAUGAAAAAUCCAGAAAAACCAAAACUAGUAGAUAUUGAAACAACAAAUAUAGUUCCUGUAGAUUUAAAUGCUUACAUUUGUGGGAAUUAUGAAAUACUUUCACAUUUGUACUUACAAUUAGAAAAUAAUUCCAAAGCUUUUGAAUACCACACAAAACAUUACGAAUUCCGUGAAAACUUUCAAAAAGUAUUUUUUGUACAACAUGACCGAGAAACAGCAGGCUGGUACGACUACAAUCUCCGAAAGAAGGAUCACAAUAAAAACUUUUAUGCUACAAUAGCUAUCCCCUUGUUUACACGUUGCUAUCAUUCCAUUGAUUUGCAGCAAUCGGAACGCAUAUUUCGUACAAUGGAAACGGCUGGUGUUUUUAAAGAGCCGGGUGGCAUCCCAACAAGCAUGAUAAAUAGCCACCAACAAUGGGAUUAUCCAAAUGGUUGGCCUCCUCUCAAUCACAUGAUUAUUGAAGGUUUAAGGCGUUCAGACAAUAAAUUAAUGCAGAAAAAAGCAUUUUGGUUAGCAACAAAAUGGGUAUUAAGCAACUAUCGAGUUUAUCGCAAUGAUAGUCCAAAAGGAAAGAUGUGGGAAAAGUAUGAAGUAAACAAGUUUAAACCAAACAAAGGAGUUGGUGGAGAAUAUCAAGUUCAGGCCGGAUUUGGAUGGACAAACGGAGUAAUCCUCGAUCUAUUAACAACAUUUGGUGACAGAAUAGAAUUUAAAAAUGAUUUAGAAAUGAAUCCAAAUGCUGUAGCAAAAGAAGUAAUUAGUAAUGAACCUCCAAAUCUUCCUGAUGUUGGUGGAGGAAAUUUACAACAAAACAAUACUUUACAACAGAACCAAACAAUAGAUACAAGAGAAUCAAGUUUAUUACACCAAGGUUCUUCUUCUAAUGGUUCGAGAAUGACGUUAUCUUUAACUUUUCUUUGUUUAUGUACUUUAAUAUCAAUACUGGUCAAGUUUUAUACUCUUUAAUUUAUUAGUAGAACUUUUAGAUAAGGAAGGUCACAAAAAGUUUAGUGAGUGAAAUAGACCCCCCUCCCCCCAGAAUACAAUUAAUCUCACAAGAAUACAACACCCUUACGUCUCCCAAGAAUACACCCCCCUUCCAUCUCUCUAAAAUUUAGGAACCUCACAAAAUGACAAAACACAAAAAAUACACAAGCACAAAACUUCGAAGGACCAUCCUUAUUUUUAAACACUAUCA